AAUUUCGCUCUCUAUUGAGGCUCUAUCGGUGCGGUGCAAGGCGCGUCAUGAGAAAUUAUCAACGGAUCGCCAGUUCACCGGCAGGCGCCGCGCGCGUAUGACGUGUCUUUGCUUCUAGUUCAUUAAUUUUAUUCGCAAUAACGCCGAUCGUAAAAUUUUCAGUGUUCAGCUUAUAUUUGCCAAUCAGUCAUAUUGCUGAAGUAAAAUUAAAAAGUUCAAUAUAGUUUCAUUGUGUUGUGAAGUUAUUGAUUUGGACUUUAGUGUGGGAAAAUCCUACUCGGAAUUGCCUGUUCACAGUGAAAACUUUGUAAAUUACAAUACGGAUCUACAUUUUUUACACGCUUACGUAAUCAUCUUUAAGUUAUAAAACUGAACUAUUCUGAAAUCGAGAUCAAACAUAGUUGUAUGAAAAAAGAAACUUAUUUUUCUUUCCCGCGCUCUCAAACGUCACCUCAAAAACCAAACGUCAAAAACCGAUUACAACCAAAGAGGUAGCGGUUUUGCGUCUGUGAUUGCGGACUCCUUGGUGUCGCGUUGCGGAACUAGUGAAGUGCAGUGAUAGGGCUCCGGUCGCGACGCCAAUGCGCCGCCAGCGCCGCCAUGUCGCCGCCGCGGGCGCUGCUGGCGGCUCUGCUGCUGUGUCAGCUGGUCGCCUACGGCGGACAUCAGCCGCUUACCAAGAUAUUCUACACGUUACCUGACACGGGACAGCCUCCAAUACUCAUCUCGCUGGCGGACAACGCCAAGUUAGAUCUAAAGCAAGCCGACGAGCUUCUGUUCACCAACGAGUCGGAACCACACAACGACACCACCACCUUCACUCUAGUGGAGGCGCCAGAGGAUGGAGACAAGCCGAGGACAGAGGACAAGGAGACACUCGUGGUGAGAGCCAAGCCCAUGCACGAGACCAGGCUGGCGGAGGACGCCUUCCAAACAACCACCGCCGCCCCAGACACAGACACAGAAUCUCAAACCACCACGGAAGACGAAGAGGACCCAGAAAUACCCGUCAAACCGCAGACGCCGCAAGAAGACAUCCCGUCCUUCUCAGAGUGGGCCCAGAAACAACUGGCAGAGGCGGAGAAGAAAGACACAGUCCUCAACCACUCCUCGCAGCCUAGUCAUAGCAACACCAACUUUAGCAGUAAGAGCACGAAGUUACGCUCAAAAAACUACGCGUCUCCGCCGUGUGGCGCCAAGAUAGUGGCCGUGAACCCCGAGGCUGGUUCAGCGAGCUCCAUACUGUCCCAGAAUAAGGACGAAUACAUGCUCAAUACUUGCAACAGCCGCAUCUGGUUCGUGGUGGAACUGUGCGAGCCGGUGCAAGCGCAGAAGAUAGAGAUAGCCAACUUCGAGUUGUUCUCUUCCACUCCUAAAGACAUAGCCGUGUAUUUCAGUGAUAGGUUCCCGACGCGCGAGUGGACCAGUGUGGGCCAGUUCCGCGCGGCUGAUGUCAGAGACGUGCAAAGCUUCGAUCUAUUUCCUCACAUGUUCGGGAAGUUUAUCAAAGUGGAACUGCUCUCGCAUUACGGGUCGGAGCACUACUGCCCCAUAUCGCUGUUUAAAGUUUACGGAACGUCGGAGUUUGAAGUGUUAGAGAAAGAGAGCUCGCAGCACGCGGCGCAUACUGAUGAUGAUGACGAUGAUGAAAUUAUCGACGCGCCCGACAUCGCUAGCGCAGAGUUGGACACCUCUAAAAACCUAUUCGGCUCGGCGCGGGACGCCGUCAUGUCCAUCAUGAAGAAAGCCGCGCAAGUGCUCGUCAAGACGGAAGUGCCUAAAAACGUCACAAGCGAACACAAUGAUACUAACACGGAUAAAAUGUACAAACGCUGCUGCACUCCCAGCCAUAUUAUAGUGUGUGAUAACUGCAGCGAGGCUCUCUAUAACGAGGUGUUUGAGCUGAUCAGUUGCAGCUCGGAUAAGCUCAGCAACGCUCUCCGGCAAGUUUUCUUGAGAGAGACGCUCCAGUGCACCGGGGUCUGUCUUCCCUACGGCCUCGACUUCAAAAGUACAAAACCAAUAGAGUUCAGCGAAGAACGAGUCGCCUAUAUGAACGCUUUAUUCCCGCCAAAGUAUUUAGCCGCAUUAUGCAACCUCCUCGCUAUUAAGGAAAAGAAGGUCGUCUUGAACUCCAGUUUCGAAAGUGAACUCAACGUGACCGCAAACGCGACCACAAACGAUACAACGCAAAAGGUUUCGGAAGAAAUAGGUGUAGAUCAAGAUGCUAAAAUCGUCCUGCCAAAUGAAAACACAUCGGCUGAAGAUGAUAAAACUGUUGAGACGGUCGAUGAAGAUUACAAGCCAUUAGCCCCUGAAGUAUCUACUGAGAAUGCGAUACAAGAAGAUGAGACCCUCAAACCAGACGACGGUACAGAGGAGGUCGCUCCGACAGAAGAGAAAACAGACAAACUCGAAACAGAAGACAAACAACCAACGCCCGAGCCAGAAAGACCAGACAUCCAAAAGCAAGACAUCGAAACUAAAGACAGCACAAAACAGGAGGUGAAAAAGCCGGACCAACCUGAAAAGAAGGACCCUAAUAUUGGUGAGGAGCCAAGUGAGCUGAUGAUGGAGAGCGAGGGGUACCUGUCGGAGCUAGACCAGCUGGCGGCGGACCCCCCGCCCCCCGCGCCCGGCGCCCCCGCCCCCGGCGCGCCCGCCGUCAACCAGCAGGCGCUGCAGAAGGAAUCCGUGUUUCUGCGCCUUUCUAAUAGAGUCAAGACGCUCGAGCGAAACAUGUCCCUGUCGGGCCAAUACCUGGAGGAGCUCAGCCGCCGCUACAAGAAGCAAGUCGAGGAGAUGCAGAAAUCCUUCGAGAAAACCCUUCUACAGAUGACAGAAGAACGUAGGAAGAGCAACGAGCGCGAACAGAAGUAUCUAGAACAAAUGACCAACCUACAGGACCAGCUGGCCCAAGUUGCCGCCGCCAUGAAGAUAUUGAUGGAAGAAAGAGAUAGCUGGUUCGGAAACAUAACAUUCUUCAAAUUCCUCUUCCUACAAACUGUAGUUGUAGUCGCGAUAAUAUACUACAUAAGUAAAAGGCGACGCGUCGUGCCGAUAGCUUUACCAAUUGGGAGGAAAGUGAAGAAGAAAGAUAAGGAGAAGUUGAGAAGAAAGUCGGUAGAAGGCGUCAGUGGGCACGCGACGCCGUCGGUCAAGAAGCGACGGCCGAGCGAGGAAGCGCUGGUCAUAGCGAGGCAGUCCACGGAGGAAAUGGACAGAGAAGAGGAGGUGGGUGAAUGGCAGAUCGCACGCAAGAAUAGAAAGAGAAAAACGUCCAUUCUACACAGGAAUGCCGACUGUGAUAGUCUGAACUGGGCCCGGAAAGACAGCAUCGGGAAGUUGCAAGAGAAUACGAUACCCUUAGAUGAGGAGGAGUUUGUGGCUCCAGUCACUGAGCCUAAAGAGUUCAAUGUGGUGGCUCUAAAAGCUUCUAAAGUAGAGAUACCAAAGACAAAUGGCUCGUUGUUCAACAGCUUCAAGGCCAAGCCGAAAACAAGACGGCUUUCCUCGCCCGCGUUCCUCAGAACAUUCAGUCGGCAGAGCACAAGGAGCGUCCCCACGCCCCCUAUCGUAGAGAAAACGUUCUUCAACGGAAAGGCCCCCUCAGAGUCACCCACGAGCAGCCUCUGGUCAGAAUCCACGGAGAUAUCGCACUCGCAGCCCAACGGCUUCGACGACAGCCGAGUGAAAAAGAAGAAAAGCCUCAAGAAUCUUUUCAAAAAAGUGUUUUGAAGUGCAAAGACACAUUUUAUAAGUGAUAAUGACUCUCGGUGUUGAAUGUCGAUUGUACUCAUAUUUAACCUCUUUAAAUAUGCCUGUUGUAAUUUAUUUCUUUGCUAAUCGUGUUAUUUUUAAAUUAUUGUGUAAUUUAUUUUUAAUUGUGUGCGUACGAAUUAUUGUUAUUAAUUUUAGACCUCAAUUAAUAGGUGCCAAUUGUGAUAAUAUUAAGAGCCUAACAUUAGCUGUUGUAAUUAUGCUAAAUGUAAUGUUUGUUACUGAAAUCAUGAGUGGGAAGUUAAAAGCGAACCAUAGACAAGUAAAACAAUUGGUUUGUAACAAGACAUAGACAAAAUUCAAGCUCUAUGGUUUUAUGUUUUUAAUUUCCCGCUCAAGCCGUGUAUCUGAGUUGUUUGGAUUGUGACAAUAAUCGGGAUGGAUGGACACGUGUGAACUAGUCUCGGACAAUUAAACAAAGAAUGGCAUUAAAUGCGUCAAGUUAUA
Plutella xylostella (diamondback moth) is the source of this 4227-nucleotide messenger RNA. Its product is annotated as SUN domain-containing ossification factor. Lineage: Eukaryota; Metazoa; Arthropoda; Insecta; Lepidoptera; Plutellidae. The record is from RefSeq and is a predicted model, not a curated record. Gene Ontology annotation, cellular component: membrane; cytoplasm. Gene Ontology annotation, biological process: protein folding in endoplasmic reticulum.